Messenger RNA from Hibiscus syriacus, 446 nucleotides. Its product is annotated as flowering-promoting factor 1-like protein 3. Lineage: Eukaryota; Viridiplantae; Streptophyta; Magnoliopsida; Malvales; Malvaceae. The transcript has a single exon. Bases 95 to 433 code for a protein of 112 amino acids. Gene Ontology annotation, biological process: regulation of flower development. The record is from RefSeq and is a predicted model, not a curated record.
ACCCCAUCUCCAAGAGCUAGCUUUGCUUUAGGCCACUAUCGUCUUCUCUUUGGCUCCAUCCAUUAGUUUCAAGUUUUCUUCUUAGGCAACAACAAUGUCCGGCGUUUGGGUUUUCAAGAAUGGUGUGGUUCGUUUGGUCGAGAACCCGGGGACCGAGUCAUUGGACAGGAGCCGACAAGGUUCCAACACCCGCAACAAAGUGCUUGUACACACUCCUUCCAACGAAGUGAUCACUUCCUACGCGGUGCUCGAGCGCAAGCUAUGGUCUCUCGGAUGGGAAAGAUACUAUGACGACCCUGAUCUCCUCCAAUUCCACAAAAGAUCGACCGUGCAUUUGAUCUCUCUCCCUAAAGAUUUCAACAAGUUCAAGUCGAUUCACAUGUACAAUAUCGUUGUAAAAAACCGGAAUGUGUUUGAAGUUAGAGAUAUGUAACAACACUAAUUUG